This is a messenger RNA of Ostrea edulis (European flat oyster), 993 nucleotides long. RefSeq names its product apolipoprotein D-like. Gene Ontology annotation, molecular function: pigment binding. Lineage: Eukaryota; Metazoa; Mollusca; Bivalvia; Ostreida; Ostreidae. The coding region runs from base 250 to 801 and encodes 183 amino acids. The record is from RefSeq and is a predicted model, not a curated record. The transcript is spliced from 4 exons.
GAAAGAGGUUCCAGAAGGAGUGUUUUCUCCCUUUUUAUGCAAAAAAGUAUCAUGGGAAAUUGUAAAAGGGCUGUAGUACUCACAAAGUCAGAAGUCAGUUUAUUUAUGUAAACAAUAUUUUGAAUCGUCCAUAAGAUAUGCAAGAAAGAAUUAAUCCUUCUCCCGAUCAGGACCUCAUAGAAGUUCUUUAAAUAGAAGGGUUCUGUGAUACAAGCAGGAUUGAAUCUGCAUUUCUCUCAACCAGUCACCAUGAUGUUACUUGUGGUCGUCGCUUCCAUCGUAGCUGUGUCCCAGGCGCAAGUGUUUGGAGGUCUCGGGUGUCCAACCACCACAACCAAGGACAAUUUCAACCUCACCAGGUAUCUCGGAACGUGGUAUGAAAUUUACAAAUUCAAAGCCAACUUCGAAAACAACCAGAAGUGCAUCCAGGCUAACUACCAGCUGAAACCUGACGGUCACAUUCGUGUGAACAACACUGGAGUUUCCAUUAGCGAUGGAACCCCAAGCACAGCCAUUGGUGACAUUUAUAUUCCAGACCCAACUCUUGGAUCAAAACUUAAAGUUAAAUUCGCAUCCGCCGCCCCCUAUGGAAAUUACUGGGUUUUAGAUACGGAUUACGACGGUUACACACUUAUCUAUUCCUGCACUAGCAUCCUUGGGAUAAGCCAUUUUGAAUUUGGUUGGAUUUUGGCCCGAACGAGGACACUCCCAGACACGACUAUCCAAAAACUAUUCGGAAUCAUGGAAGGAUUUCAUAUAAAUACACAUCAUUUUUUAAAGACGGAUCAAAAUGGUUGCUAAAGAGGGCAAAAUCGUAAAUGUUAAAUUUUCAUUAACAUGUAUAUUAGGCUUUGUCAUUAGCACUGCAUGACAUACAAAACUGUUUGUCCUUGUCAAUUUGAUGUUAUGUAUGUUGGUGUAGUGCACUUUGUUUUAUUUGUUAACUGUUAUUUUGUAUUUUUUAUAUUUUAAUUAAAAUAUUGAAUACCAUAA